Fusarium sp. VM40 is the source of this 693-nucleotide messenger RNA. Lineage: Eukaryota; Fungi; Ascomycota; Sordariomycetes; Hypocreales; Nectriaceae. The record is from the annotation of a GenBank genome assembly.
AUGCCAGAGGAGACCGACCUAGAUAGGUAUGGGAUCAAGGCAAGUGUAUGCGCAACUCGCAAUUUUAGAGUUUUCGCAUUAGACCCCGAUAUCGCUGGUGCCUUUCCGGAUAUUGACGAACCGUUCUCACUCUAUCUCGGAGCAAACUACGCCAACCAUCCCAUGCCCUUUACGGUCCCAACCGCUGAGCAGUCUAACGCAGUUGCGGUGUCUCUUAUUCACGAUUUCAAUCUUGGUGAAUACAAGGCAAGGAACACCCGCCAGAACAUCAACCAGGAAAUCAAUGCCAUUGUAGGUGAUGACGACAGGGUGACUUAUCUCCAAGAACAAUUGGAACCCAACGCACUCCGAUCAUUCUUGAACGUGACUGCCCGAGCUAUCUUUGCUAUACUCCGCAAACCAUCCGAAGCAGCAAUCAUAGAGUCUCUCAACGACGUUGAGGUCCAACGCUACAUCACUUCCGUCAACACGGCACAGAGCUUCGUCGUGACCAGUUCGACUCCGAUGAUCAGUGGUUUUCUGGCCUUCUUGAGUGGGUUGUUGAAUUCGGCGGUCCAACCAGACCUGGCAAGAAACCGGACUAAGGUCCUGAGUACCGAGCCAAACGCAUUCACUGCCCUAUGGUACAAGUGCAAAUGUAGCACCUAUAACGCUAUCACUUCCUCGCCAGCAGCAAUGGAUGGCUCAGCCUGA